Diprion similis is the source of this 2963-nucleotide messenger RNA. Its product is annotated as solute carrier family 12 member 8. Gene Ontology annotation, cellular component: membrane. The transcript has 10 exons. Bases 625 to 2619 code for a protein of 664 amino acids. The record is from RefSeq and is a predicted model, not a curated record. Gene Ontology annotation, biological process: cell volume homeostasis; chloride transmembrane transport; potassium ion homeostasis. Lineage: Eukaryota; Metazoa; Arthropoda; Insecta; Hymenoptera; Diprionidae. Gene Ontology annotation, molecular function: potassium:chloride symporter activity.
ACGUCACAAUAAUGGCUGUCCUCUCAAGUUGUCAGUCUUAUGAAUCACGCUGAUAUAUUUACGGUGUAGUGAUUCUGAGAUAUUUUUUACAAUUUGUUCACAAUGCUCAGUAGAUUAUCUAUCAAACUGAAGAAAACAUUAUCAGUAAUGCCGCCGAGCGCUGACAAGUAAUCAAUAGUUUAAUUUGGGUGUGUACUUAUCUUAGAUCUUUUCUGUUUCUUCGCGGUUAGGUGUGCAUAUACAUACACAUAAAUAUUUGCAAAAAGUGACUCAUUGUUGUCAUAUACCUGUAUCAUCUACAACACUUAUUAUCUUUCACUUUUUGCCACAUAAUCAUGCAGAUUAGUUGUCUGUACAUGCCGAUGUUCUGCGAAUGCAUUACGAACAUAACCUACAUUCUGUGAAAUACAGCUACUUUACACUUUGCGACAGAUGGUUUAAUAUUCUUCAAAUUCUAUAAAAAAUAAUUAAAUACCAUUACAACUUUCUUAAAUAAUUAUAAUAAAUAGUAAAACUAUUUAUUACUUCACGCCGUAGUAAACUACCUGAAAGCAAUAUUGCCAUAAACAUAUACUGCCACGGUGUGUCAGUUAUGAAAUUUGAUUAGACACGUAAAAAGUGAAUAUGGAAUCGCGAGAGCGGAAUGAAAGCACUGCAGGAGUGCACGACCAAAAUGUCGAUUGGUCAAGGUACGGACUUGGCAGUGGAGGAAAUCGAAGAACUGCUCGAAGAGAAACUGCUGGUUAUGAAGAAUUUGGUCCUGAGAUGUACCAGUCAACAGGAGCAAACGAACUCUUUGCCCAGGAACAUAGUUCAGAUCCAUGGUGGAAAUCGAACUUUUUCAUAUCACAACCAGUGUUGUUUGGAACUUGGGACGGAGUCUUCACAUCUUGUUUGAUUAACAUUUUUGGAGUUAUUGUAUUCUUGAGGUCUGGUUGGAUUGUUGGACAAGCCGGCGUCUUGAAUGCUGUAGUGAUAAUUCUGUCCACCGUUUGUGUUGCACUGGUAACCGUUCUUUCUGCCGUUGGGAUUUGUGAGCGAUGUCGUGUAGAAAGCGGAGGUGUUUAUUUCCUAUUAUCACACGUCCUGGGAUCCAGAUUUGGUGGGUCUAUAGGACUACUUUACUGUUUUGGUCAAGCUGUUGGUUGUGCCCUGAAUGUUUUGGGUUUUGGCGAAUCCAUGGCUGGUCUGGUGGGGUUGGAAUCCACAUGGGCCCAAAGAGGUUUUGCUGGCGCAGCUGUCAUACUCUUGUCAGUAAUUAAUUUAGCCGGUGUUAAAUGGGUCAUCAAAUUACAGUUUAUUUUAUUGUUAAUCCUACUAUUGGCAGGGUUGGAUUUCAUGGUCGGCAGCUUUGUGCAUGUAAAUAUUGAGGCUGGUUUCGAAGGUUGGUUAUCUGGAAAUUUGAGAAACAACACUUUACCCGAUUACCAAGAUGGCUAUAGUUGGUUCACGGUGUUUGGUGUUUUUUUUCCCACUGUUACUGGGGUUCUGGCAGGAAUAAAUAUGAGCGGCGAUUUGAGAAAUCCUUCUAGAGAUAUUCCGAAUGGCACGUUGUCAGCUCUUGGAACUGGGACAGUUCUCUACCUUUGCUUUUCAUUAUUUCUCGGAGCAACUUGCACACGGGACACUUUACGCAAUGACUUCAUGAUAGCAUCGACUGUUUCUCUAAUAUCCGUUUUAUUACUGGCUGGAUUGUACGUUUCGUCAUUUAGUAGCUGCUUAGGUGCUAUGUAUGGCACUCCUAGAGUUCUACAGUCCAUUGCAAGUCAGAAUGUAAUACCAGGAAUCAGCUGCUUGCAAAGAGGAAAAGGUCCCAACAAAGUUCCCGUAUACGCUAUGGUGGUGGUCGCCAUUAUCACACUGACAUUCAUAGUAACCGGGCAAAUCAACACUCUGGCACCUAUUGUGACUAUGCCGUUUUUACUAACGUAUGCAUGUAUGGAUUAUGCUUACUUUGCACUGGCACAAACAUUUGACUUGCAACACAUGAGAGAACAAAGAUUUCGGAAUCAAACGCCGACUUUCGAUCGAGGUUACGGAGCUGCGGGUCAGAGCGAAUCAACAGAAAUUGACAACGAUUUGGAUAGUCUGUUUCCUGAGCGAAUCAGACACAAAACUUUAGCUCGAAAUCCAAGCAUCUCAGAAAACACAAGCCAGGUAUCUUCUUCAACUGCUGAUGAGAAUGGGAGCGUUGUGAAUGCAGAAGAACGGCCUCAUAUACACAAUAAGUUGGGGAAUUGGUACAGUCCUCUAUGCAAUAGAUGGGCUUCUUUAAUCGGGGCUCUGGUGAAGUUACUGAUCAUGUUUUUGGUACACUGGGGCUAUGCGAUAGCUAAUAUCGUUGUUGUAUUUCUUGUAUGGAGUUAUGUUGGCCACGCUAAUCCUGCAGUGAAACCAGGAAUAUCUGCUGAAUUUAAAUUUUUCAAAUGGCUUAAAAAUGCAAUACUAAAAUUGAUGGGGAAACGAGUUUCGGAUUACGAGCAAAUUGUAGUAACGCCAAAUCAUCCAGGUGUAGAAAUAUCUUCCUCGCAACUUAACGAAGAAAAUGAAGAUUUUGCCGGAAGACGAAGAUAUCAUCAAACUUCAACCGUAACUGGUCAUUACGUGAACAUGGAUUAAGUAAAUUUGUGAACCGAGGCGUUUAUUUGAGUAUCCAGUCGUAGUGAUAAGUGUACUUGUACCGAAAAUUAAUUUUAUUUAAUUUCGGUAUGUCGUUAUGCAUUUAUUUUUUUAUUUCGACAUAUUAUUAACAUACUCAUUUUUAUACGUGAUGUACCCUGUUCGAUAACGAACUAAUAUUGUUUCAGUGAAAUGAAAACGUUAAUCGUUACCGGCAAGUCAAUAUAGCAGCUAAGUCAUUGUCCUAAAUGCUGAAUAACGAAUUAACACUAUUUGCUCAUAGGUUGUUGAAUGAUGAUGUUACCAUACAUUAUGAUAUGAAGUCAUCGAAUUAUCAAAUACGU